Molecule: messenger RNA, 2000 nt
Organism: Medioppia subpectinata
Lineage: Eukaryota; Metazoa; Arthropoda; Arachnida; Sarcoptiformes; Oppiidae
Source: the annotation of a GenBank genome assembly
UGUUUCGCUCCAAACAACACUGGGAUGGAGUGUUUCGGCAAAUGGCCAGAGAGUACGGCCCGGUCUUCACGUUCUGGUUGGGCGGUUCGCCGCACGUCGUGGUCGCCGACACAGAGCUGGCGCGGGAGGCCUUCCGGCGCAAUGAGUUCGCCGGUCGACCAAAAUCUUAUUUUGGUGGCCAAUUGUCUAACGAAGAGCACCGGGAUGUGGCGUUCACCGAUUACGGUCAUACAUGGGAGGCGCUCAGACGGGUGGCCCACUCGGCCGUGCAAAAGUAUUCAACAAAUGAUAAAUUGGUUGUUUUGGCCAACGAUUGCGUCGACCGUUGCGUUAAAGACAUGAUAGAUAAGGAAGGAGUGGGCAAACCAUUUGCUGUCAGGGAUUACGUCUACCUAAUGGUACUCAACAUUCUGGCCACCAGUACUUUCGGACAGAGUUAUGGUUUGGAUGAUCCAGAGUUCCGGCAAAUAAAGUACUCGAUAUAUGACUUUCGUCGAGAAGCAGGCGCUCGGCUCCUGUUAUGGGAAUUCUCGCCUAUUAUUAGACUUUUGGACAAAAGUUUAGUUAAGAAACAACGGAUGGUUUGGCAGGAAAUGAAAGAUACGAUUAGAAAGAAAUUCAUCAAACAUUAUGACGACUAUAACGAGUUAAUUGAGAGAGACUUUUGCGAUGCACUCAUCAGUGCUAAGAAUGACGCCCUCAGAGACGGCAAAGAGUCGGCCCCUUAUCUCACGGAUACCAACCUCUCGAUGGCUAUCAUUGAUCUCUUCAUCGCCGGAACCGAUACCACACAACAGACUUUCCAAUGGAUUAUACUUCUGAUGACAUACUAUCCGGAAAUGCAGCAGAAGUUGAGACAAGAGAUUGAACAAGAGAUUGAGUCCCAAAUCGGAGACCGAAUGCCAACACAUGAGGACAGGAAUCGAUGCCAUUAUGUCAUGGCUUUCAUCGCUGAGACACUGCGGGCCCGGAAUCCGUUGCCCUCUGCUCUUCCCCAUAAAGCUGUAGUCACCAGCAAUUAUACAAUACCUAAAGAUACAGCAGUUUUUGUAUAUCAGGGAAUUAUUUUACGCAAUGAUAGCGAUUGGGAAAACGCCGAGAAAUUCAUACCCGAAAGGUUUGUGGACAGUGCGGGACAGUUCAUCACAACCCGACCCAAAGCCUAUAUACCCUUCGGUGUGGGCCGUCGUGUCUGUCCGGGCGAAAGGCUGGCCAUCGCUGACCUGUUCCUGAUUUUGGUCCGAUUUCUUCAAUUAACACAAGACUAUGAGAUAACAGUCGACAGUGAGUUAGGCAUUAAAGCCGAUCCUAAUAUUACCGAUUCUUACAGUCCUCUACCACCAGGACCAUUCCCACUGCCCAUAAUUGGCAAUGUGCUUGCAUUCAAAUCGACCAAGUCCGUUUUCGAUGUGUUCAAGGACUUUGGCUACGAGUACGGCCCGGUAUAUACCUUCUGGAUAUUCAAUAGGCCUCACGUGAUGGUCACGGAUGUGGACAUCGCUCGCGAGGCGUUCAGGAAGAAUGACUUCGCGGGUCGACCCGACUCUUACUUCGGCAGUCAACUGUCUAACGAUCGCUUUCAAGACGUUCUCUUCACAGACUAUGGUCACACGUGGGAAGCGCUCCGACGGGUGGCCCUCUCGGCCGCACAAAAGUACUCAACAAAUGACAAACUCGUGUAUUUAGCCGUUGAUUGUGUCGACCAAACAGUGAAGGAAAUGUUGAACAGGGAGGGAACGGACCGGGCAUUUAAUCCGCAAAACUAUAUCUACUUAAUGUUUCUCAAUAUUAUGUCCGCCAGUGCUUUCGGCCAAAGAUUUAUACUGUAUAACAUUGAAGACAAGGAAUUCAAGCAAAUAAAGUAUGCGCUGAAGGACUUUGGCAAAGAGGCCGGCAGUCGGUUCCUGUUGUGGGAGUUCUCGCCGUUAUUGAGAUUUUUGGACAAAAAGUUGGCACAAAAACAGCGAACAAUUAUUGCAGAAUUGGUUGAAAUGAUUAGA